GUUCGUGGCAUCUAUUGCCGCCUAAGCCUUAGUUACGAGCCGAUAUUCUGUACUUAUACUACCUGAUAUCCCCGAACUAUUCAGGAUCAACACUGGUUUAAGCUACCGUCGCAAUGGCCCAGCCCUAUACCGAUGCAGAGAGGCCCGGCUCUCUGGACGACAUUACUUUCCUCAACCUGACAUUCGAUUCAAGCCUCCCGAGGCCUGCUAUGUCCAACACUCCUGGCCAUGAAAUCCCGGCGCCGGACCUGUCCAAGCUGGGCUCACCAUACGACUGGUCGCCCUUCCAUAAAAGCUUCAUAACCUGGGUAUCCUGCAUUGCUACCCUCUUCGCCUCUUUCGCAGCCAGCUGCUACAGCCCCGGUGCCUCCCAGAUGUCCAGUGAAUGGCAUACCAGUGAGGUUGCAACGUUGGUCGGUAUUACUACCUUCUGCUGUGGAUUCGCAAUCGGACCCAUGUUUCUGGCCCCGUUCUCUGAGAUCACAGGGAGGAAGCCUGUGUUUGUGGCUACGGCGAUUCUGCUUAUAAUAUGCCAGCUGUGCUGCGCUGUCACCAGACUAUAUUCUGGAAUGCUAGUCGCUAGGUUCUUUGCCGGCAUCGGAGGCUCAACCUUUUCCACCAUGGUCGGCGGUAUUAUUGCAGACAUCUAUACGCCCCAGGAUCGCAAUGCACCGAUGACACUCUUCUCUGUUAGUGCGUUGUUUGGGACAGGUCUUGGUCCGCUCGUCUGCGGGUUUAUUGGGGAACAUACAACAUGGAGGUGGAUCUUCUAUAUCCAAAUCAUCAUAGCUGGAAUGAUCACCAUCUCUGUGAUUCUCUUCUUCCGCGAGACCCGCGGUACAGUUGUCCUUCGCCAGAGAGCCAAGGCGUUGAACAAGUACUACGAACACCUCGAGGCUUCCGGGUGUUCAGGGCUACAACCUUCCCCAGAAAAGCCGUUCCAGCGCAUUCGCUGGAAGGUAGCAGAGGACGAAGAGCGCGCCAGCCUAUCCACGAUGCUGAAGACAUCAGUCUCACGCCCGUUCCUCCUCCUCCUUACCGAGCCGGUGGUGUUCUUCUUCUCCCUCUGGGCUGCCUUCAGCUGGUCCGUUCUCUAUAUCAACCUCUCCGUGAUCCCGCUGGUAUUCCAAUCCACGUACAGAUUCAGUCUCUCCGAGGCCAACGCAAUUUUCACAGCGGCCUGCACAGGGAGCCUACUUGCCAUGGUCUUGUCCAUUAUCCAGGACCGGCUGGCGUCACGCCGCAAGGGCUGGAACUCGCUCCCCGAGCACCGGCUCUACUUCAGCUGUGUGGAGAGCAUUCUCCUCCCUAUCGGCCUGUUUAUGUUUGGCUGGACCUCCCAGUAUCAUGUUCACUGGAUUGUGCCCGCGAUCGCCGUGGCCAUUUCGACGAUGGGCAUCUUUGCUAUCUACUUGGCUGUCUUUAACUACCUUGCCGACACGUAUCAUCGAUACGCCAGCUCCGCGCUCGCGGCGCAGAGUUUCUGCCGGAAUAUGAUGGGUGGGAUCUUCCCGUUGGUGUCGAAGCAGUUGUUUAAUAAUUUGGGAUUUGGACCUGCUGCGAGUCUGCUUGGGGGGAUUGGCGCCGCCCUGACGCUGGUGCCGUGGUUGCUGGUGCUGUUUGGCAGCCAUAUUCGGUCGCGGAGUAGACUUGCUAGUGAGAUUAUGCAGUGAAGGGUUGCGUGUACUAUAUAGACCUUUAUAGAACAUAUAUACCUUUCUCUCCCUUUGUACAAGCUUUACGGAGUCUCGCUAUCGACAAAACCAGACCACGUCCUCAUGUAGUUGAUGAACGGCUCACUCAGCCCAGACCGUCUUAACCAGUCUGCUGUCACCGGCAAAACAGGCGUAGAAUACUUUCUAUCCCUACUUGUAUUCUCCGGAAAGCUCGGGUCCAAAACGGCCGCCUUGCC
Aspergillus versicolor CBS 583.65 is the source of this 1912-nucleotide messenger RNA. Its product is annotated as MFS transporter. Gene Ontology annotation, molecular function: transmembrane transporter activity. Lineage: Eukaryota; Fungi; Ascomycota; Eurotiomycetes; Eurotiales; Aspergillaceae. The record is from RefSeq and is a predicted model, not a curated record. The transcript has 2 exons. Bases 114 to 1673 code for a protein of 519 amino acids. Gene Ontology annotation, biological process: transmembrane transport.